CCCUCCUCCCGGGGACGAGGGCUGAGCUCCCCGGCACCCUCUGGCCAGGGGCAGCACGAUGGAGGCGGUCCUGCUCCAUGGGCUGCUGCUCCUGCCCUUGGCAGGGCUGCUGCUGUACAGGUACAACACCACCUUCCACUACUUCUGCACGAUGGCCUUUUUUCACUGCUGGAUCGUGGCCAUGGCCACCCUCCUGUCCCCCUUCGCGGCUCUUCGGGGACGCUCCGUGGAGAACAUGAAGCUCCUGCGCGCUGCCAUCCUGCCCCUCAAACGCUUCUGUGGCAUCAAGAUGCAGGUGUGGGGCACAGAGCACCUGGACCUCGAGGAGCCCUACGUGAUAGUUUGCAACCACCAAGCUUCCCUUGACCUCUUGGGCAUGGUGGAGGUCAUUCCUGAGCGCUGUGUGCCCAUUGCCAAGAAGGAGCUGCUGUACAUGGGCACCGUGGGCUGGGCCUGCUGGCUCAGUGGCAUCAUCUUCAUCGACCGCCACAGAAGAGAAGCUGCCAUCGACGUCAUUUCCCAGACAGCCAGGACCAUGUGGCGAGAAAACCUCCGAGUGUGGGUUUUCCCUGAAGGCACCAGGAACCAGAACAAAUCCAUGCUGCCCUUCAAGCGUGGGGCUUUCCACCUGGCUGUGCAGGCUCAGGUUCCCAUUGUCCCCAUUGUCAUCUCCCCAUACUGGGACUUCUUCAGCUCCAAGGAGAAGAGGUUCACCUCUGGCACGUGCACCAUCCGAAUCCUGCCCAAGGUGGAAACGCAGGGCCUGAGCCCAGAGGACGUCCCCGAGCUGAGCGGGGCUGUCCGUGGGGCCAUGGCCGAUGCCCUCGCGGAGAUGUCCCUGAACCCCCGGGGACAGGGGCAGGGGCAGCCCCCAGUGCCAGCAGGACUCAACUGGGACCACUCAUUAGGCAGAGGGAGCGAGUCCCUCGGGGACACAAGGGAGGUGGCACAGCCAGAGGCUGGGCCAUGCUGUCCCCUUGUCCCCUGA
Molecule: messenger RNA, 988 nt
Organism: Myiozetetes cayanensis
Lineage: Eukaryota; Metazoa; Chordata; Aves; Passeriformes; Tyrannidae
Product: 1-acyl-sn-glycerol-3-phosphate acyltransferase alpha-like
Exons: 6
Coding region: 59-988 (309 amino acids)
Biological process (GO): phosphatidic acid biosynthetic process
Cellular component (GO): membrane; endoplasmic reticulum
Molecular function (GO): 1-acylglycerol-3-phosphate O-acyltransferase activity
Source: RefSeq, a predicted model, not a curated record